This is a messenger RNA of Phlebotomus argentipes, 4350 nucleotides long. RefSeq names its product longitudinals lacking protein, isoforms H/M/V. Gene Ontology annotation, molecular function: DNA binding; protein binding. NCBI's taxonomy places the organism in Eukaryota, Metazoa, Arthropoda, Insecta, Diptera, Psychodidae. Gene Ontology annotation, biological process: regulation of transcription by RNA polymerase II. The transcript has 5 exons. Bases 232 to 2268 code for a protein of 678 amino acids. Gene Ontology annotation, cellular component: nucleus. The record is from RefSeq and is a predicted model, not a curated record.
ACGUCCAUAGCUUCCUAUCGGAGCCAUAUUUUCGCGGAUAUUUUUCAGAGAAAUUCACCCGCUAGGAGCGUGAAAGCCGUGCUGAAAACACCGCAAUUCGGUGGCAGACAGUGCCAGUGAGUGAUUCUCCGUGUUUCCCCGGCUGCAGCUCCGCGUUUUAUGCUCAAAUCCCCACAAUAUUGUUGCUCGAUGACGUCAUAGGUUCAAGGCGGAUGCAGUAGGAAGAAAAAUAUGUCCGUUCAGCAAUUCUGCCUGCGCUGGAACAAUCACCAGCCCAACUUCAUUUCGGUCUUCUCGUCCCUCCUGCACAAUGAGACGCUCGUGGACGUCACCCUGGCGGCGGACGGGAGCCAGCUGCAAGCCCACAAGGUGGUGCUGUCGGCCUGCAGCACCUACUUCGAAAGUCUGUUCACAUCGAACCCAUGCCGCCAUCCCAUAGUGAUCCUCAAGGAUGUCCGAUACAGUGAUCUGAAGACACUGGUGGACUUUAUGUACUAUGGCGAGGUGAAUGUGUCGCAGGAGCGACUGCCGCACAUAAUAAAGACGGCGGAGAUGCUAAAGAUCAAGGGCCUGGCGGAAAUGUCAGAUGCUGCCUCACUGAGCAAAUCCGAGAGCAAGUCCUCAUCAUCAGACACUGAAACAUUGACGACAAAUGUAAUUGUGAAUGAUGAUGGUGAGUCGCCAUGGCGGACGUCGCAUACUCAACAUUCUCUCCUCCACCGGCAGCAGGUGACACAGUCCACGGGGGCGUCACAGCAGCAGCAGCAGCAGCAGCAGCAGGCGUCCCAGCAGGCGGCGCACAUUCACAGCCGACGGACACCGUCGCCGGCGACAAUGUCGCCAGCGGCGCGGCGAAAGCGCCUGCGGAAGUCGUCCACGGGUAUGCCGGAGUAUCCGAUACGCAAGGAGCAUUACGUAACUGAUGAUGACUUCCGCCCAGGUUCGGGCUCAGUGUCGGCGGCGGAGCGCACGUCGGGCGAGGAGCACAGCAAUCUUGAGGGUGGGCCCAGUGGGGCGUCGGCCAUUCACAUGCAACACAUGGAUCCAAUGUCAUCAUUCGCCACGGCCAGCAAUCUCACGUCCACCAUCAGCAAUGCGCGCAUAAUUAAGGACUCACCCAGCUCGGAUACGGAACAGCCGCAGCACGAGACGUCGCAGGAGAGUGUGGACGAGCAGGGAUCUGUGCAGCAUCAUUCAAUCGUUGUGAAAACCGACAGUGACUUAGAUCACGUGUCACAGCCGAUGCCUUUGGACAUAACUGGAUCAUCCUCAUCGGGACCGUCAGUGUCUCAGCCACAGUCUCAGCAUUCUGGUGUGCAAUGGACAGUUGUUGAGUCAACCUAUCCCCCUCGUUUCACCCUGUCGUCGUGCCCCACGAAUCUCGGCAUGAGCGGAGCGUCGCACAGUCAUCCGGAUGGUGGGCAUCAGCAGCAGGGCGGCGGAAAUGGUGGCAGUGGUAAUAGUACAAGUCAGCCGUCUGGGACGGCGUCCGGCGGUUCGGCCGGUGGGAGUGGUGAGAGCACCGGAGCGUCCUCCUCAUCUGUUCACAUGACACAGUAUCAGGGCUCGGCGUAUCCCACGCAAAUCAUCUCUGUGAACAACUAUUCGCAGCCACUGAGCACGCCGACGUCGCCGCAGGGUGAAUCGUCACUCGUGCAGAGUGUCUACAGUCAGGGCACGACGCCCAAUCAGUCGCCCAUCGACACCAAGCCACCUGUGCAGCAGCAGCCGCCGGCGCCCACGCCGGCGCCGCAGAAGAGGAAGCGCUCAGUGAAUCCGCAAGGUGAUGAGAACUUCAUUCGCGCGCUGGAAGCGGUGAGAUAUGGUGGCAUUGGAUUCUGCAAGGCGGCGAGAUUGUUCGGUGUGAACAAUCGCACGCUGUGGCUGGAGUACAAGAAGCGUGGCUAUCCAAUCAGUCGGCCCAGUAUCAAGAGUCGCAUCAAGUUGGAGCCAAAUGUGUCACCACAGCCGCCGGCGACGCCGACAAAUGAGGAGAAUACGAUGGAGAACUAUGAACAUAUCGCCCAGCCGAGCAUCAAUAUGCCCAUCUCGAGCAGCACCACGGCGGCCACACCGGAAACACCCACAUCGGCGCCCAUCAUGUGUCCGCCACACGCGCAUCCGAUGGGUGUGAUGAGUUUCCUUGACACGCGCCAUGUGGAGUUCCCGUCUGUCCACCCAAUGGCCAGACAAAGGUACCCAGACACGCCCGUGAAUGUGAAUCCGUCGGCCAUGAAUCUGCAAGGGCUGAACUUCAACACGAUGUAAUUUGGGGAAUGUUGGCGAAUUGUUCAAUUUCUCCAGCCAUACUAAAUUAUACAUAUUGAUAAAUAUAUAUAUUGUAAUGUAAUGGAUUGUAGAGAGAAGAGGAGGAGGAGGAGGAGGACAUAGGCUAAAUGGGAGGCAGAAAAGAGUAAAAUUUCAUUCAUUGAUCUAUAGCAAGAGUUCUUCUGCACACAGAUGAGGAGAAUACCCCAAAUGUAAUAGGUUAAAUAUUUUAUUGAUAAACAUUGACACACAUUGAUUAUAUAGUGUUGUGUAGGUAAAAAAGUGUAGGAAUGUAAAAGCCACAGUGUAUAAUGAUCAUGUAAAAGGGAUACUCUCUCUCUCUCUCUGUCUGUCUGUGUUUCGGGGACUAUUUGAGAUUUGAGAAGGAAAUCUCCUUGUCUGCUUGGUCAAUUAUAUUCAUAAAAAAAGGGGGAGAAGCAGAGAAUGUUGAGACAAUUUUGGGCACACAUUCAUUCAUUCAUUCAGUGAUGAGAAAGAAUUAGUCAAUGGCCUUAGAGUGACUCUUUUUUAUGGCUGAUAAGAAGAAUUUUUACACUGAGAAGCUUCAAAGAAGAUUCAAUAAUGAAAAAAAAACAUUUAUUGUGCAAUUGUAGCGCAAAUUCUACUACUUACAUCACAAUUUAAAGCAUUAUUCUUCACAAUACACCAAUAAUAAAAUCGUGUUACACGAUUGUGUGUCUCAACAGUGAUGUCCGAAUGUGUGUCCACAGUUGUUGUUCUUGCUCUGUUACGUCAAAACCAGUAAGAAAAUGAUGUGAAAGAGAAGAAAAGAUGAUGAGGCGGGAGGUUAAGCUCCAAAUCACAGUGAAGUUGUGCUGGAAAUUGCUUAUUUCUUGCUUCAAUUUUAAUACUAUAAUUUAUUUAAUGACUGUUUUAUGGAAAGACCUGAAUUUUUUUUUACAUGUAAAAAUGUGGACAAAUUUUUUAUGUCUCUUGCAAGAAUAUAUUAUAUUUCAGGCAUGAAGAAGAAAAUGAAGAUAAAAGUUGGGUGGAAGAAAGAGUAUAAAGAAAAUUAUCUCUCAUAAGUUUGUAAUGUUGUAUAAAAAACAAUUUUUUAAUCGAUAUUAUUUCCUUAAAAGAAUGUUCUUUUUUUUAAAUCUAUUAACACUAUUGAGAUUAACUGACGGAAAGUAGUGGAAAGGAGAAGGAGAAGGAGAAGAAGUGUGUUAUGAAUGGAGAGAGUACUCAUUCCUCAAUUGUAUAAGUGUACUGUUUUUAUUUCAUGUAUCGUGUAAAGAGUAAUAAUAAUAAUAUCAAAGAUGAAGAAGAAGUGCGAGGUGAAAUAUUUGUUUAGUCAUUAGUUGGAAAAAAUUUAUUAUUAUAACUUUUUACGUGUAAUUUCUUAAAUAAAUUUACUAACAACAUAUUUUUUUAUAUGUGUGAGUGAAAAUUGUAUUGAUGGUGAGGAGGAAAAUACAAGUUUUAGAUAAGUGAAAAAACAACAACAACACUAUUUAUGCACUAAAUAUUUAGAUAAAGUCUAUUAUAUAAUGAAUAAUGUAUAUUUAAAAUGAGACGAGAAAACAAAUAGGCUUAGCGACAAGAGUUAUAAAUAAAGGAAAAAGAAGAGAAAAAAAGCUACCUUAAAGGAAGAACAAGAAAAAAAAACACUUUGUAUGGAUAGAAUAUAUAUAUUUCUCAGUGUGAAUUUUGCAAAAAGAAAAAAAAGGAGGGAGAAAGGCACGUUUUAUUAUUGUUCUUUUCAAAUCAUUAUUAUUAUUACUAUUUUUAAUCAGCUUCACUGUGGCCAUAGAUAAAAAAGAAGUCUUCAUUUGCAUUCACAUGUUUUUUUCUGUCUUCUCUUUGUUGUUUGGAAAUCAAUUGGGCGAUUGCAGAACGAAUUUUUCACAGGAAGAGAGCAAAGCGUAGUUUGGUUUAGGGUAAUUUAUAUACAAUGCUAAGCAGGAGGAUAAAUAUACAUAGUUUGUCGCGAGAUAAUGUAUAAUAAAAAAAAAAUCCACCUUCUGAGGGCGAGACGCGAGAGUGUGUUGAGAGAAGAAGAAGCGCCACAAGGAGGAGAGAAGCAGUGUGUGUAAAUAGAACUGUGUCUAGACUCUUGAG